CUACAGUGAAUACGCCUAUUGCGGGAGUGACGCUGGAUUCUGCGGCGCUGGCUGCCAAUCUCAAUAUGGGCUGUGUGGUAUGCCAAUACCACCUUCUUCAACGUCACCAGCUCUACUUGUAAGCAGUGUCAUGAAUGUGAUGCAGAUAUCAUCGACUUUAGACAUCAACAUUAUACCCUCUGCCUCGCCCACGCCUUCUACCCCUUCAGGCCUGACACCAACGGACGACGGCGUUUGUGGCAACGGUGUUACGUGUCUAGGCUGGCCAGAUGGACAAUGUUGCAGCGAAUAUGGCUACUGUGGAAGCGAUGCGGGCUUCUGUGGCAUUGGUUGUCAAUCCGAAUUUGGCAUUUGUGGAAUGCCUGCACCACCCUCGUCAUCAUUGCCUCCAGCAGUACCAAGCAGUACCAUUGCCGCUCCCGCUAUGUCAUCAUCUGCAGCACCCAACUGCCCGUCGUCAGCAUCACUCGAUGCUUAUAAUUGCGGUACCUACUAUACCGAAACAGGCACCUAUGCCGGUUUUGUCUGGGAUCAACUAUUCAUCGGCUCAUGCCUCACAGAAGAUCCAAACAACCCAGGCAACGACCCAGAGUCUCCUGCCAUCACAAACGAAAUCGCAUCGGGGACUACUGCAGCUAUGUUGGCUGGUGCGUGCGGCUACUUGAACGCUUGCAUGAACUGGGCAAUUCCUCAGGCUUAUGAUAAUGUGGAUUUCCAUCUAUUGCAAGAUACUGCUGACACGGCACAUUGGGAAUGUGUGGCGUAUUAUGAUAAUGCGGGGGGCAAUUACUUCGAUGUCACGAAUUACAAUGUCCUGCUCGCUUAUGGGUAUGAUGUUGAAUAGAGAAGGCUUCAAGUCUGGAUGAAAGAAGAUCGAGGUCAGUGCCAAUGAGCACUCACACCUUAGCGUGAAUCUUGAGAGUUAGAUGUAAUUCCAAGCUGGGUUCCACUUCAGUCAAAGAAAUGUUUUCAGCGAACAGCUAUUAGUCUGAUAAUUAGCUAAAUCAAUUCCAUAUGAAAAUUGGUAAUAGUAGAC
Messenger RNA from Mollisia scopiformis, 1036 nucleotides. RefSeq lists its product as uncharacterized. NCBI's taxonomy places the organism in Eukaryota, Fungi, Ascomycota, Leotiomycetes, Helotiales, Mollisiaceae. The transcript has a single exon. The record is from RefSeq and is a predicted model, not a curated record. Gene Ontology annotation, molecular function: chitin binding. Bases 80 to 844 code for a protein of 254 amino acids.